AUGCACCAUUAUACACUAGUCAAGUUUAUUUCUGGUGCAACUUAUGAAUCUGUUUCAACAGCCUACGAAUUAUUCAAACUCAUGAUUAUAAAUUAUAAAGAUCUUCUGUCUCGUGAAACGGAUCUUUACCAAUUUAAUGAAGUAUGGAAUUUCAUCAACGCUUCAAUGGAGAAAGUUUUCGAUUCAGAGAAGCAACAAGAUCCAGACCCGAAAAUGCAGUUUAAUAAGUCCUUAUACGAGAAGGAAACAGCAGAUUCACCUCUUAAAGUCCUGAUGCAAAACCAAAGAUUGAAUGAAGUGUACUCCAUUGAGCAGUUCAAAAAUGACUUAUCAAAUUUAAUGCUGGUAACUGAGAGUUUAUUGUCAGCGGAAGAACUUGAUGAUAUUGUUAACGAAAUUCAACCCGGGAAUGAUCAUUUCACCACUGAUUUCGAUAACGCAGUCAAACAUGAAGCACAGAUCAUAAUCUUAUUGGAUGAAUGGUAUGGAAGACUCUAUGAUUUAGCGGAAAAUCAGGAACUAGCACUUUUCAAACUCGUGGAAUCGACAAGAAGAACAAUGAAGAUAUCAACGCCACGAAGCUUUGAAACACAAGUUCAAACAUUCAUCAAGCAGAAGAUGGAGAAUAAUUCGUCAGUCGAAACCCUUUACAUCCUCCUCCAGAAACUAGUGACAUUUGAAUUGUUUUCGCUCUUUGAUUUGGUUUCGAUGUUGAAGAAUCUUUCAAUGGAGUCAAAUUGUAACAUUAAGGAAAUUGGCCCAUUAAUCACCGAUUUAACCCUAGGAGAUGCACCACAGAAGAAUUUGCCUUGUUAUCAGUAUUUGAUUAUAAAAGAAAUUCAACACGAGUACCAAAUGAGACACGUUAAAGAUAUAAUAUCAUACACUUUGGACCAGCACCUGCCUCUAUCUAUUUUUAAACAACGGGAAAUAAGGACAAAACAUGAAACCAAAAUCAUUAGCAUCGUCAGAGACGGGUUGCUUUUCCACCAAAGGUGGACCAUGAUGUUUUUGGCAGACCGGCUAUCAGAGGAUCAACUAUUGCCGCUAUUUAAUCAAAUGCUUACGUUCUCUAUGAGUCUGUUGAAUGACACUGAUAAUUUGGCAAGAUCCACAAAUGAAUUCACGUUAGCAGUUGUGCAAGCGUUAUUAAGUUUCAUGGCUAGAGCGCAACUGGACGGAAAUAAUUUUGGGAAAAUUAUAGCACCAGCGAUAAAGUUAUUUCACUUUCUGUUCGGCCCAUCCAACUCAUUCUUUGGUGAAAUGUUCAACUGUUUGAAUUGGAGCACAAAACUACAAAUUUUUCAUUAUAUGGAGCAUGUGUUCUUAACGCAGACAGCAUUCUAUCUGGAUUGGGGCGUUGAAGACAUCAUGGCUCAGGAAAACGUGCAUCCAGUUUCUUUAUGGAAGAACAUAGAGGGAGAUGAGUUGAUACCAGCUUUUAAGGACUAUUUCAAAAAAUUCUCCCUCUCUUCUGCGGAAAAAAUUGCAACAACUAUAGAGGAAUUUAGACGCUUAGAACAGUUUCUACUCAAGCUUCUCAAUGUUCUUGAUAAUGACGAUGUUGCUCAACAAGAUGAUAGCUAUGUGUAUGACGUGGUUUCCAUUUUUCUCAAGCUACUCAUUAUUCGGAAGGCCACGCUUACGAUGGUGGUUGUCGAACAUGAUGCCACCCACUUUACUUUCUUGAAGAAUUUGGUCAGUAUGUUGAACACUCGUUACUUCAUGAAUGGGCAUGAAAAAUUGAAGAUUUUGCUUUAUGAUCUUUUGUUGCUCAUGAAGAGCUCUCUCACAGAACAAUUGCGCUUAGGAACCAAUGAGAGUAUAAUCGGCAAUACGCAAAUGGGACCGAGCCAGCUGAUACUGCUGAGUGGCAGUAAUGGGGAAGAUAGAAAGGGUCAAGGCGAGAAUCCAGACGCGCCCGAUCUCGCUGCAGACGCACUAACAAGGGUUUCUGACAUUCUUAACCUUCCAGAGCCUGCAUCAGAAAACCCAUUUGGCGAAUUGGCAAUAGAAGAGGACGAUUCUGCCUUUGGUUUGGAUGAGGAAGAAUUGGACUACGGUAGUGAUGUGGGAUACAUAAAUAAUAGUGGCCUUGUGCUCACAUCUACCAGAAGCGAUUCGAUUGGAUUUUCCACCGCUUUUGGAGUGCUCCAGCAAGAUGCGCCCAUUCAGCGCUUCAAUAUCAAAGGCAUGAACCUCAUAGAAGACACCAGCACAGAGCUCAACGAUGGGUGCAUCAAUCUUUCUCUCUUCGAUGCAUACACCAUACGGGAGAAUCCCCCAUAA
This is a messenger RNA of Clavispora lusitaniae ATCC 42720, 2289 nucleotides long. It is a transcript of the gene SRB8, whose product is annotated as Srb8p. NCBI's taxonomy places the organism in Eukaryota, Fungi, Ascomycota, Pichiomycetes, Serinales, Metschnikowiaceae. Gene Ontology annotation, biological process: regulation of transcription by RNA polymerase II. Gene Ontology annotation, cellular component: mediator complex. Gene Ontology annotation, molecular function: transcription coregulator activity. The record is from RefSeq and is a predicted model, not a curated record.